AUGUCAUUAAAAAAUUUGCAGGCGGGCUUUAUAAAGCAAACUAUCUCUGCAAAAAUUGAAUCUACUAGCAAUUUGCAUGAGCAAUUAAUGAGAAUUGCUAUUAAAGAUUCGAAUGGCUCAAAGGCUAAUAUUAUUCUCGAAGGGGAAUUAUUUGCAAAAUGCUUUGAACGCAUUCGGAAAGAUACAAGCAUAAAAGUUUCUGAUUUCGUUAUCAGCACUGAUUACUCACAAGUAAGCCAGUAUUUCCCAGAUUUUAUUCAUGGCCCAAACAUCACAAAUCACGGCUCUGAUUUUCAAUGAUUUAUUCAUAUCACUGAUGGCCAAAUUCCAUCUCUCGAAUUAUCAUAUAAAUCAAAUACUUUACAAAUUGACGAACACACAAAUUUAAAUAAAAUUUCUAUUGAAGAUCUUUACAAAGUCAAGAUUCCACAUUUUGAUCCAAAAUCUCCUAAAUUUUGCAAUCUUAAGUAUAUAAUAGAACACUCAAAUGAAAGCGGAUUUUAUGCGAAUUGCUAUGGGACAAUACUUCAUUCAACCAGUUCAUAUAAUAUUUCGCAUAUAAAAGAUUUUAUUGCAAUGAUCCAAAUCACCGAUUUAUCAAUUUACCCUGAAAGUAUUGAUGUCACCAUUUUUCAUCAUAGCCCCCGAGAAAUGAUUAAAAUUCGUGCUUUAGGAGAUAUAGUCUAUUUACAUCAAUGCCAAUUUAGAUGCAAAAAUGGAGAGGUGAGCGGGAGAUUGUCUGCUGGAAGAAGUUCUUCAAAGUGAUUUGUUUUUGAUCUGGAAAAUAGCCAUUCAAAUCCGUAUGGAAGCUAUAAAAGUAUUUUUAAACCAGAUAAGGACCAUGAAAUCAUUAUGAAAAACGUGAGAGAAUGGACUAUAGGCACUUUUGCGAACAAUAAUCCUUUAGGAAGAAACUCAAAAAGAUUAAGCAUGAUUAAUAAAAAUGAAGAAGCUAAUAUAGUUUUUAGAGUGUAUGGAAUUUACAAAAUGGGCAUACGAGAAAAUAGCCCAUCAGCGCUAGUUGGAUAUGACCAAGCAUCAAUAUGUCAAGCCAUAAUUCAAAAAUCAGAAGAAAAUGCUUAUAAAUACAUAAAAAAUUCUGACACUAUGCAAAUCACAAAUGCAAUCUUUGAAAAUGGAAGAAUUUUUCUCACAAAGCAGUCUGACAUUCUAAUCAUCCCAGAAUUCAUGAACAGCAAUAAAAUUCCUUUAAUCCCUGAAAAAUCUAAAGAAUUAAAUGCCAUUUUAAAAGGAUACAUGCCAAGUUAUCAGAUAAUUAAAAGAUCUCAAAUAAAUCCUUCUCUAUACUCAUUUCCUAUGUAUUCCUACGAAAGGUUAAAACAUAUUGAUAUGAAUGCUAAAUGUCGAGUUCAAGGAUUUAUUAUUAAAAUCCUGCCUGAAAAUCCUUGAGAAGCUGAAGGGAUGUACUGUAGCACAUGCAAAGCGAAAACUUGCUUCCAGUUUUGUCAAUGUGGAGAUGAAACAGAAAUAAAAUGCAAAUUUGAAAUUUUCUUAUGGGAUGGAAGUGAAAAUGUAAAAAGUGUGAUUCGGCUGAUUCUUAAUGAAGAAGAUUGCUCUCAAUUUAUUGGGUCUAUGGGAUGGGAAAAUUUGAAAAAGUUAUUAUUAAGCUAUGAAUCUCUUUUUGAAUUUGGAAUAGAAGUGGCGCCUGAUGGGUUCAGAAUUAUUGACACAAAAAUUAUUUCAAAUUAA
Molecule: messenger RNA, 1710 nt
Organism: Blepharisma stoltei
Lineage: Eukaryota; Ciliophora; Heterotrichea; Heterotrichida; Blepharismidae
Source: the annotation of a GenBank genome assembly